GGGAGAAGGGGCAGUGGCCCCCCGCCCGCCGGGCCCCCCCGCGGCGGAGGAUGGCCGAAGACUCGCCGAAGCGGCGCAAGGCGAAUUUCAACGAGGCAGAGACGGAGGUGCUGAUCGAGCAGGUGCUGAAACACGAGCAGCUGCUGUUCGCGGCGGGGCCGGGCCGCGCCUCCCCGGGCCAGAAGCGGAAGGUGUGGGAGCUGAUCCGGCACAAGGUGAACCCGGUGGCCGCCUGCCCCCGCGACGUGGAGGAUCUGAAGAAACGCUGGCGGGACCUCAAGCGCCGCGACCGCAGCAAGCUCUGCCGCCUCUCGCAGGGCUGCGGGCCGCCGGGCCCCGCCGCCCUCGGCCUCCUCCUGGCCCCCGAGGAGAUGCCGCCCGCCGCCGCGCCGCCCGCCCGCCGCCACCACCUCCACCACCACCACCGCGCCUACGGCUCCCUGCUGCCCGCCGAGGCCGUGCCCAUCGUGGGCGGCAUCGACACGCUGGAGCUGCCCGGCGCCGUCGUGGGGGAGAUGGGGUUUAAUAACGAUCCUGGCCCGUCUCAUCAAUCCAGUCUUGAGAAGAUGAACCUCAAAGAAGAAAUAGUAGUGAAGGUGGUAGAGCCAGAAGAAAGCUCUGAGGACAUGGCGGUGGUUCCACCUAGCCAAGAACAGCUACCUUUUCUGGGGACAUCAGGUGGUGGUUCCUCUGGGAAAGUAAAAGCCAAAACAAAAGGCAGGUCCCAGGCAGACCAAAGUGAAAUAACUGAAGAGGACCUGGUGCAGAUUCAGCAGACCCAGAUGCAGGUGAUCCAGUCUGGCUUUGACAGUGUCAACCACAAUCUUCGGCUGCUGCAGCAAGGCAUGCAAGAUCUGAGUAACAGCCUCAGCAUCAUGGCGCAUACACUUGUUGCUAUCAAAAACGUCUAUGUGAAAAGCAACACUGGCCCAACGACGUACGCCACCGCCUCUACUCAGACCACAGCCGGGUACCUGAGCCCGGGCUCCCCCCAGGUCUCCCCUGCUGAGGACAGAGGUAGAACGCAGGUGGCUGGAAGCAGCAGCAGAAGCAGCAGCUGCAGCUCCAGCUCCAUGUCCCAGGAACCCGGUCCUUCCGAGUUUCCCAGGCCCCCCCUGAGAACCAUUAAGAAAGAACAUCCAAAUGGCUGCUACUACUUCUGUUUUGCAGAUGUGUAAAAACUUGAAUAUAUGUAAAGUGACUGUGGUGUUAGGUGCUGUUGUAUGUUCCGCUCCGGCCUCCGACUUCAAAGGAGCAAAGUGGACUUGCCUCCCAUGUUUUUCCCAGUGGGAAACAUUUCACUAUAGGUGGCAUUAAACACUAAUUACCGGUC
This is a messenger RNA of Tyto alba (common barn owl), 1333 nucleotides long. RefSeq lists its product as uncharacterized. Bases 51 to 1178 code for a protein of 375 amino acids. The transcript is spliced from 2 exons. NCBI's taxonomy places the organism in Eukaryota, Metazoa, Chordata, Aves, Strigiformes, Tytonidae. Gene Ontology annotation, cellular component: nucleus. The record is from RefSeq and is a predicted model, not a curated record.